AACUUAGAAUAUCAGAAAAAAACAACUGAUGGUUUCAUUUCACAGAAAAAUAAAAAUGAGUAGGCUAGCCUGUAAAAUACAUUAGUGGCCAUUCGGCCAAUCAAACGCAGGCGUGUACGUCAAUUAAUGUCAUGGAAACAGAACGACGAUCCGAGGAGCCUAUAGGGCUGCAGACCAUUCUAAUUUCUCACUUUGCAUUUUGACUUGUGCUUCAUGCAAAUCGAACCUGUGGAAAACAAACUCUUUGAGUUUUAAACUGCUGGAGAUAACAUACUGCAAACUGAUCAUUUGGAAAAAUAAAAGAGCAACAAAGAACAACACAACUUCUGAAUCACUAACUAUUGUGGUGAAAGGAAGAGCUUGGAAAUGGCCUUUCGUCUGCCUGGUGGCAUACCCGAGGAGCACCUCCCGGAUUUUCCGAGGGGACGCAUCCAUGGGUUGCACAUGCAAGGCCGUGUAGACAACUUCCCACAUCCUGCAGAACCUGGCCUCCCUGAAGAGGAAGGUGAGUAUAACAUUGGUCACCGUUUUCCCCCUCUCAGAGAAGAUGAACAUCAAUUUGAGGAGUGGGAGGAUGAAGACUCAGAGGAUGAAGACGACUGGUCUAACCAGUCUGUAGAUCUUGGGUAUGGCUCCAUGUCUGAAGAGGACGAGAAUGCAGAGGAAGAGGAGCAAGUGGAUGUUGAAAAUUGUAGUGAUAGUUAUGGUGAUGGUUAUAGUGAUGGUGACGUUGAUAGAGAUGGUGACGUUGAUAGUGAUGGUGGUAGUGGUAGUGGUGGUUAUAGUGAUGGUCAUAGUGAUGGUUUUAGAGAUGGUUAUGUUGAUGGUUAUUGUGAUGAUUUUAGUGCUGGUAAUGCUUAUAGUGCUGGUUAUAGUGCUGGUUAUAUUGCUGGUUAUAGUGAUGGUUAUAGUGAUGGUUAUAGUGAUGGUUGUCGUGAUGGUUCUAGUUUUCAUGAUGAUGUCAACAUCCUACCUUACUCCCCUCUCAUCGAGCACUUCCCACCUCCAAGUUUUUGGCAGCAAUUUAAACCACUGCGUCCUUCCUUUCCCACUGGUGAGCCAUUCUGGCACCUCCCAUUUGGUGGUCCGCUGCACGGGCUUCCUGCGCUGCAAGUGAGAGAACCUGAAUAUGGUUGUCCCUCAGCCUCUCAAAGGUCACACCUUUGCCUCAGGGAGUCUGCACACUCCUCUUCAGGCCUCGGCCGCUCCACAGACAGAAGAAGGGAAGACAGCUCCAGGGAGUCUGCGCACUCCUCUUCAGGCCUCGGCCCCUCCACAGACAGUGGAAGGGAAGACAGCUCCAGGGAGUCUGCAUGCUCCUCUUCAGGCCUCGGCCCCUCCACAUAUAGAAGAAGGGAAGACAGCUCCAGGGAGUCUGCAUGCUCCUCUUCAGGCCUCGGCCCCUCCACAGACAGUGGAAGGGAAGACAGCUCCAGGGAGUCUGCAUGCUCCUCUUCAGGCCUCGGCCCCUCCACAGACAGAAGAAGGGAAGACAGCUCCAGGGAAUCUGCGCGCUCCUCUUCAGGCCUCGGCCCCCCCACAAAGAGAAGCAGGGAAGAGAGUGACACCUUGCAGGUAAGUAUGAAGAGGCUGAAGGGGAAUUGUGAGGACAGCCUCAAUGAGUUGCCAACCUCCUCUUCAGGCAACGGCCCCUCCACAUAUAGAAGAAGGGAAGACAGCUCCAGGGAAUCUGCGUGCUCCUCUUCAGGCCUCGGCCCCUCCACAGACAGUGGAAGGGAAGACAGCUCCAGGGAAUCUGCACGCUCCUCUUCAGGCCUCGGCCCCUCCACAGACAGAAGAAGGGAAGACAGCUCCAGGGAGUCUGCACACUCCUCUUCAGGCCUCGGCCCCUCCACAUUCAGGAGAUACUGGAUGGUUCCUCUUGAUAACAUGCAAGGAACUGAAGAUAGCGACUCUGAUUAGGACAGAGUUUGGGACUGUUUGCUGCAGGAUUGGAAAACCUUUGCGUCUAACGGGGUAGAUAACUCCUUUGGUAGAGUAUUGCACCAGGGCCUAUUUGUACCUAUCUGGAAGCAGGAUUGUCUCUUUGUAAUCUUGAAGGCUGGCAAAGAUUUACGUAUUCUUCCCAUGUGUUUUGGCGGGGUUGGCUAUGACUCAGGUAGCAUCUAGCAUCAGGGUUAUUUUCUCUUUUGAUUAAUAGUUAGCUUUAAUGGUAAUGUACAGUAUGUGAUACCUAUAUUAAUUGCAUUUAUGUAGCACUUUCAUUCACACACUAGAUCAAGAUUAACUUUAUUGUCCCGCCAUGUUGGAAAUUUGUCUUGGGCACUUAACCCAUGAGGCAGUCAUGUUAAAAAUAAAAACAGACAUGUAUAACAAACAAUAGAUAAUUGACAAUACCAUACAACAAACCAUAAUAUGGCCCUGAUGGUGUAUAAACACAACAUGGUGUCAAGCAGUGCUUUAGUUAAACAUUACUCCAACAAUAAAAUAAUAACAAAACAAAUAAGUAUCAGUGUAGAGAUCACAAGCACAACAAUAACAAAUCCGCAAAUCCCCAUCGCCAGAAAGCUACCACGCAAGGCACUCGCCUGACCAUGGGGAGCAAUGUGGGGUUCAGUGUUUUGCCCAAGGUAUCACUUUUUAAACUAAGCUACAGAUGCCUAUACCAGAGGUAAGUUAACAAUUAUUGACAGUAAUCUCACUUAUUGAAUAGUUAAGGCAUAAUAAAUCUUACUCAUUGUUUUACUGUCAUAAUUUUUCUAGGUGUUUACUCUGGACCAGAUGAGAAGGAUGGACGACCACAGGACUGGGAUGACUACAAGUCCAGCAAAAGAGCAGUGGUUGCCUUUCUUUCACAUGGCCAACAGGGCAGGAUUCCUCUGGGAUUUUGGCACUCGUCAGGCAGCUGAGAAUGGACGUCAACCAACCUAUAAUCUCAGGCAGACCCAGCACCACAGCAGACCACUGGACCACGGACGUCAACCAACCUAUCAUCUCAGGCAGACCAACCACCACAGCAGACCACUGGACCACGGACGUCAACCAACCUAUCAUCUCAGGCAGACCCGCACCACAGCAGACCAAUGGACCACGGACGU
This is a messenger RNA of Etheostoma spectabile (orangethroat darter), 3059 nucleotides long. RefSeq lists its product as uncharacterized. The transcript has 3 exons. The record is from RefSeq and is a predicted model, not a curated record. The coding region runs from base 367 to 1923 and encodes 518 amino acids. Lineage: Eukaryota; Metazoa; Chordata; Actinopteri; Perciformes; Percidae.